AUGACUAUUGACAACACCACCAAAACUACUGUUCCAUUCAGUAGAGAGCAAUUAGAAAGUGUUUUAAAAACCAGAUUCUUUUACGCCCCAGCUUUUGAAUUAUAUGGUGGUGUUUCUGGUUUAUACGAUUAUGGUCCACCAGGUUGUGCUUUCCAAGCCAAUAUUGUUGAUGUUUGGAGAAAGCAUUUCAUUUUAGAAGAAGAUAUGUUAGAAGUUGACUGUACCAUGUUAACUCCCCAUGAAGUUUUAAAAACUUCUGGUCAUGUUGACAAAUUCUCUGAUUGGAUGUCUAAGGAUCCAAAAACAGGUGAAAUUUUUAGAGCUGAUCAUAUUGUGGAAGAAGUCUUGGAAGCUCGUUUGAAAGGUGAUCAAGAGGCAAGAGGUUUAGUGAAAGACGCCAAUGCUGCAGUCCAAGAAAAUGCUGAUAAAAAGAAGAGAAAGAAGAAGGUUAAGCAAAUUGAAGCUAUAAAAUUAGAUGACGAUAUUGUUAAGGAAUAUGAAACUGUUUUGGCCAAAAUUGACGGUUAUUCUGGUGAAGAUUUGGGUAAAUUGAUGGUUAAAUAUAAUAUUGGUAACCCAGUCACUGGUGAUCCACUAGAACCACCAAGAGCUUUCAACUUGAUGUUUGAAACAGCUAUUGGUCCAUCUGGUCAAAUGAAAGGUUAUUUGAGACCAGAAACUGCUCAAGGUCAAUUUUUAAAUUUCAAUAAAUUAUUAGAAUUUAACAACAAUAAGACUCCAUUUGCUUCUGCUUCUAUUGGUAAAUCUUUCAGAAACGAAAUUUCUCCAAGAGCUGGUUUGUUGAGAGUCCGUGAAUUCUUGAUGGCAGAAAUUGAACAUUUCUUGGAUCCAUUGGAUAAAUCUCACCCAAGAUUCCAUGAAGUUAAUGAUAUUGUAUUACCUUUCUUACCACGUGAAGUUCAGGAAUCAGGCUCUACCACACCAAUUGUUACAACUAUUGGUGAAGCUGUCUCGUCUGGUAUGGUUGAUAAUGAAACUUUAGGUUAUUUCAUUGCUAGAAUUUACUUAUUUUUAGUUAGCAUUGGUGUUGAUGACACUAAAUUAAGAUUCCGUCAACAUAUGGCUAAUGAAAUGGCCCAUUAUGCUACCGAUUGUUGGGAUGGUGAAUUGUUGACCUCAUAUGGUUGGAUUGAGUGUGUUGGUUGUGCUGAUAGAUCAGCUUUCGAUUUGACUGUUCACUCUAAGAAAACUAAGGAAAAAAUGGUUGUUAGACAAAAAUUAGAAAAACCAAUUGAAGUUACCAAAUACGAAAUUGAUUUAACCAAAAAAUUAUUUGGUCCAAAAUUUAGAAAGGAUGCUCCAAAAGUUGAAGCUUUCUUAUUAAAUUUAUCUCAAGAAGAAUUAGAAAAGAACGCCAAAUUAUUAAAGGACAAUGGUAAGAUUACUUUCAAUGUGGAAGGUGUCGAAUCUGAAGUUGAAUUAGAUGAAAAAUUUGUUGUAAUUGAAAAGAGAACUAAGAUUGAACAUGUUAGGGAAUAUGUUCCAAAUGUUAUCGAACCAUCUUUCGGUAUUGGUCGUAUCAUCUAUGCCGUUUUUGAGCAUUCUUUCUGGAGCAGACCAGAAGAUACUGCUAGAUCAGUCUUAUCUUUCCCACCAUUGGUUGCACCAACUAAAGUCCUGUUAGUACCAUUAUCUAACAACAAAGAAUUAGUUCCUGUUACUACAGAAGUUUCUAAAAUCUUAAGAAAAGAGAAGAUUCCAUUUAAAGUUGAUGACUCUGGUGUGUCAAUUGGUAAGAGAUACUCUCGUAAUGAUGAAUUAGGUACUCCAUUUGGUAUUACCAUCGACUUCGAAUCUGCUAAGGACAAAUCUGUUACUUUAAGAGAAAGAGAUUCUACAAAACAAGUAAGAGGUUCUAUUGAAGAAGUUAUUAAAGCCAUCAAAGAAAUCACUUACGAAGGUUCUAGCUGGGAAGAAAGUACUAAAAAUUUGACACCAUUCACUUCAACUCAAACUGAAGAAACUGUAUAG
Messenger RNA from Henningerozyma blattae CBS 6284, 1992 nucleotides. RefSeq lists its product as uncharacterized. The record is from RefSeq and is a predicted model, not a curated record. Gene Ontology annotation, molecular function: ATP binding; glycine-tRNA ligase activity. The coding region runs from base 1 to 1992 and encodes 663 amino acids. Gene Ontology annotation, biological process: mitochondrial glycyl-tRNA aminoacylation. The transcript has a single exon. Gene Ontology annotation, cellular component: cytoplasm; mitochondrion. Lineage: Eukaryota; Fungi; Ascomycota; Saccharomycetes; Saccharomycetales; Saccharomycetaceae.